Messenger RNA from Euleptes europaea (tarantolino), 2251 nucleotides. It is a transcript of the gene DACT3, whose product is annotated as dishevelled binding antagonist of beta catenin 3. The transcript has 4 exons. The coding region runs from base 1 to 2250 and encodes 749 amino acids. The record is from RefSeq and is a predicted model, not a curated record. Gene Ontology annotation, cellular component: cytoplasm. Gene Ontology annotation, biological process: negative regulation of canonical Wnt signaling pathway. Lineage: Eukaryota; Metazoa; Chordata; Lepidosauria; Squamata; Sphaerodactylidae.
AUGCCCAUCAGCCCCGGCGGGCGAGCCAAUGAGCGCCGCUAUGCAGAUGAGGCGGGUGACAGCGCCGGAGCCGCAGCCGCCCGAGCGCACCGGGGCAGCUUUGGCGCGGCGCUCGGCGGAGCCGCACGCACCAUGAUGCGGCCCUUCUCGUUCCCCGCCAGCCCGGAGCGGAGCCGGCUGCGCGGCUGGCUCGAAGGCACCCUGGCCGGCCUGUGCGAGCUCCACCUGCUGCGGGAGCGCCAGGAGCGCCGGGUCAGGCAGGCGCUGCGCCUGGCCCACGGGUCCCCGGCCAAGCACGGCGAGGGGGAGGCGGGCGGCGGCGGCGGCGGAGGGGAGCCGGCGCCCGAGGACCAGCUGGAUUCCCUGCCUGGUUUGAUGUGGGAACUGGAACAGCAAUUAGGGGUACUGCGACUUUACCCCGAGAAGACAGGUGGGGAAGGAACAGAGACAGACAGCUGGCCAAGCUCAGGUUUUUACGAGGGCCCCCAGUCGGCUGUCACCUCUGAUUCUCCUGCGUCCAGGUUUGGCGAUUCCUCUUCUAGUUUCCCGUCUGCCUCGGGGUCCUACUCCCGGAUCGGUUAUGCUAGCGAGCGCCCCAAAUCUGUGGGUGACAUGGCUAACAGCAGCAAAGACGGGGCCAACCGUAGCAAAGUGCCCCGCUCCUUCUCUGCCCCCUACUCCAGUUCCCAGGACUACUCCACAGAGCCGUUGACAACACGCUACCCACCAGACCCUUUCCUGUACCCCAGCCCUCUCCAUGCUGUGGCCCUGCAGAACCCCUUAAUCCGUAGCCAUUUGUACGAGGACCCUGCCUUCUCUUCAGCCACCUCCCAAGCAUUGGGUUACCCAGCAGAUCAAGAGGGAAACCUGGACGCCUAUGGCAGCGAGUUCCAAUUCUAUUCCGAGGCUGCCUCGCACUGUCACAAAGUGGAGAGUUACAUCUCGCGCCUCAUCCGUCGCCGCAGCCAGCUGGUGAGAGGCAGCAAACCCCGGACUAGCCUCAGCUCGGAACCCCCUGCCCCAGCCAAGGGCGGCGUGGCCAGGCAGAACAGCUCCUGUAAGAGACCCACGGAGCUGCUUCCCCCUCAGGCAGACCGCAAGCACCCUCCAGCCAUGGAAAGAGGAAGCAGCACCCCUUCCCCCUGCGGCCAUGAGGGUGGAGCCGCGGCAUCUACGCGCAUUUGGUCCUCCUGGGACGCUGCUGCCGAGAGGACAUUGGCUGCCAAGGUGGUAGCAGAGGACUAUAGCCCACCCCAUUCUAGCCUCAAGAAACCCCCCAAGCUCCAGGCUCUUGCACACAUGAGGCCUACUUCAUUGGAUCAAUAUGAAGCUGCUUACCCGCCAUCCCCUCUGCCGGAUGGAGAGGAUGGAGCCCCCCAGCGGAAUGGCCAGGACCCCAUAUCUUACGAGCCUGAGGAUGGGGCCUGCUUAAUGGUGAAAGCCCAGUACAUCCCUGCCCAACAGCUGACGAGGGCCCAGCAAGCGCACCGGGCUGCCAAAAAGAAACCCCCGCCUCUCACCAAGGGCCGCUCGGUGGAGUUCUCACCAGAACGGACCCCUCUAACAACAAGGGAGCGACCACGGGUAUCGGCACCCACCAAGAAAUGCCGCUUCACUGAAGAGGGGGGUGAGGUGGUGGGGAGAAAGGGGGCAGGAAGAAAAAGCUCUCCCCGGUCUAGGAAGGCUGCCCGCUCACAGUCUGAAAACAGCCUUCUCAAUAAACCAGGAGUCAAGUACGGGACAGCCGAACGGGAGGAAGCGGCUCUAAAACCAGCCCGACAACGGAGGCCCCAUGGACAGACGGCUGGCGGCUACCGCAAAUGGCGCUCGACGGCUGAAAUCUUUCAAGAGGACCCGUCGACAGGAGGUGCCGUUGAGCCACACCGGAUCCAGCAGGGGGUAGGCACAGUUGGGUAUAGUUAUGCUGGUAGUGACUCUGAGUGUUCGGGAGAGCCAGCCCGCCAAGCCCCUGUGUGCCGUCUGGAGGAAGGCCUGGUCUAUGCAGACAGCGAGUCCAGCCUGAGCGAAUCGCCUCCCCCUUACAGUAGCGGGGCGUCCAGCGACACAGACGAGAGUGGUGGCCUGGUGUGGCCACAGCAGCUCUCCCCACAACUCGUGUCCGCCUCUGGGCCUGGGAAGUCAGCUGGCGGGCAGCCCAAGGUUUUCGUCAAAAUCAAAGCCUCCCAUGCUCUGAAGAAGAAGAUCAUGCGGUUCCGCUCCGGCUCCCUCAAAGUCAUGACAACCGUGUGAG